GCUACUGAGCGCAGGUGCCGUGCCGGGGAGGGGAGAGGCAGCGCUGUCUCGUCCGGUCCAGUCUGACAGAGGUGCUGUGGAGAGCGGGCUGAGAGGUGCGGCGGGGAGCGGGCUGAGAGGUGCGGUGGGUGUGGUGUGAGAGGUGCGCUCCCUCGGCGACACGUCGUCAGACGGACACCGACACCGCCGGGACCGGAGACACGGAAACAGGCGCCGCUGAGGCUCAUCGCAUCACAGGCAGCUGGAGAAAAAAAAAGACUGAAUCUUCUCCCAACUGAAAUCAUGGAGUGAUAACCACAGCAGGCUGACUUUGACAAAUCGGGCUCGAUUCCGGGACAUGUCUCGCUCAGUGUCGCUGUCGCCGCUGCCGCUAUCACUGCCACUGCUGCCGCUAUGGUUUCUGCUGUCGGUGCUGCCGCUGCCAGCUCCCACCGUGGCCACCAAGGACAUGGACCGCCUGUACGCCGACCUGUUGUUCGCCUACAAUAGGUUGGCGCGUCCCGUUCCCAGCCAUGACGACAUGGUCACGGUCAAGAUGCGGCUCAGGCUCUCCCAGCUGAUUGAUGUGGAUAUGAAGAAUCAAAUCAUGACUACAAGUGUUUGGGUGGACCAGGAGUGGACGGACUACCAGCUGUCCUGGGACCCGGCCGAGUACGGCAACACCACCCGGCUCUACGUGCCCUCGGAGAACAUCUGGCUCCCCGACAUCGUCCUCUACAACAAUGCUGACGGCAACUACGAGAUCACCAUCAACAACACCAAGGCGGAGCUGUCCCCCAGCGGAAGGGUGUCCUGGAGGCCGCCGGCCAUCUACAAAUCCUACUGCCAGAUCGACGUCGAGUACUUCCCCUUCGACGAGCAGAACUGCAUCAUGAAGUUCGGCAGCUGGACCUACGAUGAUAACAAUCUGGACCUACGUCACGCGGCUCAUACCAACGAGUCCGAGCUAGACUCUGUAGUUCCAUACGGCGUGGACCUGCACGACUACUACCUGAGCGUCGAGUGGGACCUGAUGCAGGUCCCCGCGCACCGGCACAAGGUCUACUACAACAGCUGCUGCAAGGAGAGUCGCUACAUCGACAUCUCCUUCAACAUUACCAUGAGGCGCAAAACCGUGUUCUACACAGUGAACCUCAUCAUCCCCUGCGUGGGCAUCAGCUGCCUGACCAUCCUGGUGUUCUACCUGCCGUCCGACUCGGGCGAGAAGGUCACCCUGUGCAUCUCGAUCCUGCUGUCGCUGACCGUGUUCUUCCUACUGCUGGCCGAGAUCAUCCCUCCGACGUCUCUGGCGGUGCCGCUGCUCGGCAAGUACCUGCUCUUCACCAUGGUGCUGGUGACGCUGUCGGUUGGGUGCACCAUCUGUGUGCUGAACAUCGGGUACCGCUCGCCGAGCACCCACCGCCUGUCGUCACGAGCCCGCCGGGUCCUGCUGGAGUGGCUGCCGCCUCUGCUGCUGAUCCGCCGCCCGCAGAGAGCGCCCUCCGAGCCACCGCUCCACGAGCUCUGCGAGGUCGAGUCGGAGACACAGGCCGAGCUGGAGGGAGCUGGUGUCGAGCUGCCGCCUCUGACGGUCCGCUCUGCAGAGCACCACCAGCUCUGUCCCGCCCUGAGCGCGCACCUCCCGUCUGAGCCAGGCCCCUCUCGCCACCAACCGGUCCCCGACACCCCCUGGUCCCAGCCCCCCAGUUGCGGCUCUCCAGGCCCUCCGUGGCUCGGGGCUGCCUCCCCUGGACCCAGCACGGCCUAUGUCAGCUCCCCCGGACCCAGCACCCUUCAUCGCUGCCCCUCUGGGCCCAGCGCUCUCCGUCCCGGCUCCCUGGAAUCAGUGACCUCCCCUGACGGCUGGUCGGCUCCAUCAGCCUCUCGACCCGUAACGAGCCUUAUUGCUCAACACGAACAUCUACAGAAAGCGCUGCAGAACGUGAACACCAUAGCCAGUCGCAUCAACAAUCUGGACGCAUUUGAAGAGGUGGAGUCUGACUGGCGGUACGUGGCCAUGGUUCUUGACCGUCUGUUCAUGUGGCUGUUCACUGUGGCCUGUGCGUGCGGCACGUGCGGCAUCCUGCUGCAGGCGCCGUUACUGUACGACCACACCACCCCCAUCGACAGGAUCAAGUCGCGGGUGGCCCGCGCCAACCUCAGCUCCAUGGGCGACGAGGACUGGCAGAACCGUGAGGAAUGAGCAACGAUCUGCGCUUAAAAGCUCAUGUUUGACUUAUUGUUUCCUUUAGGUGUAUGCAUACGCGUAAUUUACUCGUGUAUCAUUAGGCAGCUUUACAAUUAAUCACUCAAGAAGGCAAUACAUAUGAAUAAUUGACCCUUAAUAUUUGAUCUUAGUCAAUACGUAGGAUAUUUAGCUGAAUAUUUAUAUAUGUGUGCGACCUAAAAGUGACAGUUAUUUCGCACACCAAUGAUGUUCUUAUACCUACAUGACGAUCUUACAACUGUAUGCAUAUGUCUCUAUCAAAUAAACUACCCGUUUAGUUCCGGGACUGUAUAUAA
Messenger RNA from Amphibalanus amphitrite, 2502 nucleotides. RefSeq names its product acetylcholine receptor subunit beta-like 2. Lineage: Eukaryota; Metazoa; Arthropoda; Thecostraca; Balanomorpha; Balanidae. Gene Ontology annotation, molecular function: acetylcholine-gated monoatomic cation-selective channel activity; transmembrane signaling receptor activity. The transcript has 6 exons. The coding region runs from base 338 to 2182 and encodes 614 amino acids. Gene Ontology annotation, cellular component: synapse; postsynaptic membrane; neuron projection. Gene Ontology annotation, biological process: signal transduction; nervous system process; monoatomic ion transmembrane transport. The record is from RefSeq and is a predicted model, not a curated record.